Molecule: messenger RNA, 774 nt
Organism: Chenopodium quinoa (quinoa)
Lineage: Eukaryota; Viridiplantae; Streptophyta; Magnoliopsida; Caryophyllales; Amaranthaceae
Exons: 4
Coding region: 1-774 (257 amino acids)
Molecular function (GO): zinc ion binding
Source: RefSeq, a predicted model, not a curated record
AUGAGGGUAGGGGCACUUUGUGAGCACAAGGACAAAGGAUGUCCAUGGAGAAUUUGGGCCUCUUGGGAUAAAAAUAAAACAAAGUUUUGUGUCAAAUCUUAUGUUGGUGAACAUACUUGUGGAAGAUCCUCUGAGGUAAAGAAAAUGUCAGCCUCUUGGAUUGCAAAGCAGUAUAACACACAGUUCAAAGUCAACCCUUACAUGAGGUAUGCAGCUGAGAUUUUAAGAAGCAAUAGGAGGAAUACAGUGAAGCUGAAGUUAAAUGGGACUGUUUUUGACAGGAUAUACAUUUGUUUUGAGGCUUUGAGGAAAGGAUUUUUAGGUGGAUCCAGGCCUUUUAUAUCACUUGAUGGGUGCUUUUUGAAGGAAGAAGGGGCAGGCUAUACAUUUAUGUCAGAUCAACGAAAGGGCUUUCUUGCUGCAAUUGUAGAGGUUUUUCCACAGGCUGAGAGCAGGAUACUGAAAUGGAGACAUAAGCCUAUCAUCAGCAUGUUAGAAGACAUUAGAGAGAGCUUAAUGGACAGAUUACACAAGAAAAGGGACAUGAUCAAGGAAAGGGAUCUCAGUUUAUGUCCUAGAAUCCAACAACAACUUGAGAAGCAUAAGAUAUGGGCAAGGGGUUGGAAUGCAUUCUGGGAUGGAGGUUUUUGCUGUGGAGUGAAGAAGGGGGCAACUCAAACUAAGUAUAUUGUUAAUCUAUCAGACAGAACAUGCUCCUGUAAUGCAUGGCAAGUUAGUGGGAUACCAUGCCAACAUGCUGUAGUGGCCAUUUAG